AUGAUGCAGGAUAAGGAAGAUAUUCUGAUUUGGAUCGAUCGAGCCAAAGAAACUCCUGUUAGCCUUGAAGCAUAUGUUGAGAAUAUUCGCAAACUCCAAAUUCAGACCCAUCAUGCGAAUUUGGAUUUGAAUGUCGAACCAGGCAUCAUGACAGAGCGUUAUGUGCGGAGAAGUUUGGAGUCGGAAGAGCUCCGCGACGAAUCUGUCUGUCAAUACGAUGGAUUUUUUGACACAACAGUUUCUCACGGCUUCAGUCAACAGAAGCGAGAUUCGUCAAAUACGAGCAAAGGAUCCAGAAAUUGUCAGCCUGCGGACAUACAUGAAACAACCGUAAAUUGGAUUGAUCAUUACUUCCCAUUCGUCAAUGGCUGA
Molecule: messenger RNA, 372 nt
Organism: Gongylonema pulchrum
Lineage: Eukaryota; Metazoa; Nematoda; Chromadorea; Rhabditida; Gongylonematidae
Source: the annotation of a GenBank genome assembly